UAUAUGAAAAAGAGUGUCAAAUAUUGAAUAUUUAGAUGAGACUUAAAAUCUUUACACUAAUUAUUAAUCCAGGUAUAAAUAUUCUUUAGAAAAGUGAGCAAAGAUACCAAACAUUAAAUCAAGAUACAUAUACAUUGUGCUUAAGUUUUUAACCUGAUACUAACUUUAAGUUUUGAAGAGGAUAAGCUAGAUGUUCAUCCGGCUCCUUUUGUUGACCCUAUGAUUGUUGCGAGUUCUGUCUCAAUCUGUUGCAGGAAAUCUAUCGUGCUGGGAGCAUAAUCAAGAUUACCUUUGUUAGUUUUUUUUGGCCACAAUCCUGAUUGCGAUUCAUUCAUUGAGGAAAAGUUCAUGCCAGAAAUGUUGCAGGCCAGAUCUUCCAUGGUCUGCUGUUGCAGCAGAAUCAUUUCAUUCUUUUCUAAAUUCACAAAGAUGAAGCUGUGUUCUACAGGUGCCAAAUCCUGCCAUAAUCAUUUUUGUCUAUGGUGUUGAUACCUCUGUUCUGUGUUCAAGAAUUUUCUCUUUUUUCUUCCCAAGUUGGACUUUUGAUCGGUUCCCAGUAGGUAAAGCAAUAAUGUACAUAGGUAGACUCGCGGCUCCACCAAUCACCACCAAGAACGUGGUCGAAUAAGGCUCCUGGCCUGGAAUUUGAUAAGAUGAUAACUCUUCCCCUUUCGCUUUCCUCUUCCUAAUGGUCUCACCAUUUGUCUCCAAUUUCUAAGGAAGCUCUGUAAUGGCUAUUUCUCCUCUCUUCUCCUCCUUUCUCUUCGUCUUCUUCCUUAUCCAUGCAAUAACAUCAACAUCAGAUGAAUCUCCGGAGACUUUCAUUGUCCACGUGUCAAAAUAUCAUAAGCCACCCAUUUUCACCACCCAUCGCCACUGGUACUCCUCCAUUGUCCGAUCACUCUCUCCCUCACACCAUCCAUCCAGAAUCCUCUACACAUACGACCGUUCAAUCCACGGCUUCUCCGCCAGGCUCACCGCAGCCCAAGCGACAGAGCUCCGCCGCGUCUCCGGCGUCCUCUCCGUCAUCCCAGAUCUUAUACGGCACGUCCACACCACUCACACUCCUCAAUUCCUAGGCCUUGCAGACUCCUUCGGCCUGUGGCCCAACUCCGAUUACGCCGAUGACGUCAUCAUUGGACUCCUCGAUACUGGAAUCUGGCCGGAACGCCCAAGCUUCUCCGACGCCGGCCUUUCUCCAGUUCCCUCUAAUUGGAAAGGUAUUUGCGAGACCGGACCAGACUUUCCUAAGUCAUCAUGUAAUCGGAAAAUUAUCGGUGCUAGAGCUUAUUACUUAGGAUACGAAGCUGGACUUCAAAAGCCAAUGGAUGAAUUAAAAUCUCCGAGAGAUACAGAAGGUCAUGGAUCGCAUACUUCUUCUACAGCUGCUGGAUCUGCGGUUCCCAACGCCAGCCUCUUUCAGUACGCGGAAGGUGAAGCUAGAGGUAUGGCGACUAAAGCUAGAAUUGCAGUUUACAAGAUCUGUUGGAGCUUUGGCUGUUACGAUUCGGAUAUAUUAGCCGCAAUGGACCAAGCGAUUGUCGAUGGUGUUCAUGUGAUCUCUCUGUCUGUCGGAGCUGGUGGCUACGCUCCGCAAUACUAUCGAGAUUCCAUUGCAAUCGGAGCCUUCGGAGCCGUAGAACACGGCAUUCUUGUGUCGUGCUCCGCUGGAAAUUCCGGUCCCGAUCCGUACACAGCUGUGAACAUCGCUCCGUGGAUUCUCACCGUCGGUGCUUCAACCAUCGAUCGGGAGUUUCCAGCUGAUGUGAUUCUCGGCGAUGGUAGGUCCUUUGGUGGAGUGUCCUUGUACUCCGGAGAUCCACUUGGAGACUCCAUGCUCCCACUGGUCUACGCCGAGGACUGUGGAAGCAAAUAUUGUUACUCAGGGGAGUUAAAUUCUGCACAAGUAGCCGGAAAAAUUGUUCUCUGCGACCGUGGUGGUAACGCGAGAGUAGAGAAAGGAAGCGCCGUGCAAAUCGCCGGUGGAGCGGGAAUGGUACUUGCGAACUUGGCUGACAGUGGUGAAGAACUCAUCGCAGAUGCCCAUCUCAUUCCCGCUACUAUGGUGGGUGAGACCACAGGUAAUAAAAUCAGAAAUUACAUCAAAUCUGGUUCGUUACCGACGGCGACAAUUACCUUCAGAGGCACGGUGAUUGGAUCUUCGCCGUCGGCGCCACGUGUCGCGGCUUUCUCAAGCCGUGGACCCAAUUAUCGUACGGCUGAGAUUCUUAAACCCGAUGUUAUAGCUCCAGGAGUGAAUAUUUUGGCCGGUUGGACCGGAUAUAUCGGUCCAACGAGUCUGGAUACUGAUUCGAGAAUAGUAGAUUUCAACAUUAUUUCUGGCACGUCAAUGUCGUGUCCACAUGUGAGUGGAUUAGCUGCGUUGCUUCGUAAGGCCUAUCCUAAGUGGACCCCAGCGGCUAUCAAAUCAGCACUCAUGACCACUGCUAGUAAUCUGGACGAUAAUGGUAAACAUAUUACUGAUCUUGCCACUGGAGAAGGAUCAACGCCGUUCGUUCAUGGCGCUGGACACGUGGACCCCAACAGAGCUCUUGAUCCUGGGUUGGUAUACGAUAUGAAUGUUGUUGAUUACGUCGCAUUCCUUUGCGCUAUUGGGUAUGAUCCGAGUAGAAUGGCCGUGUUUGUGAAAGACCCUACUUUGGUGGAUUGUGCUUCACUGAGUUUAGGUAGUCCUGGAAAUCUGAAUUACCCAUCAUUUGCUGUGGUUUUUGAUUCUGACAAUGGUGUGGUUAAAUAUAAGAGAGUUCUGAAAAAUGUUGGGAGUUUGGUGGAUGUUGUGUAUGAGGUGAAAGUGAAUGCUCCGCCGGGUACUGAGGUUGGCGUAAUACCGAAUAGGCUUGUGUUUAGCGGAGAAAAUCAGACGUUAUCGUAUGAGAUUACAUUCAGUAGUGUUGGAUUGGAGAGGGUUGGUGGUGCUAGUAAAUCCGCGUUUGGGUACAUUGAGUGGACAGAUGGUGUUCAUCAUGUGAGAAGCCCAAUUGCGGUGGUGUGGCAUCAGGAUUCACGGGUUUCAAUGUGAGCUGGACCAUGGUCCUAUCCUAGAAUCAUUCAGGUUGUUUUCUGCAAAUUAAUCGACCUGUUGUACAAAGAAUAAAGAUCCCUUUCAUCAAAUUAAGUCUAAUUUGCUUUAUUCCACCAAAUUUCUUCUUCAAGUUUUAAGGGUAUGUGUAAAUGCCCGCGAGAUCCAAAUUGUGUCCUUGUAUGAAAUUUUGUCCUGGCAUAGAAGGAGAAGGUUGCAAAUUUUCUACUAUUGCUUUGUUGCCCUUUGGUCUUAUGUUCUUUC
This is a messenger RNA of Ilex paraguariensis (yerba mate), 3304 nucleotides long. The record is from the annotation of a GenBank genome assembly. NCBI's taxonomy places the organism in Eukaryota, Viridiplantae, Streptophyta, Magnoliopsida, Aquifoliales, Aquifoliaceae.